GUUUUUUUCAGGCUGAAUGGUUUUAGAUUUGUUGUUCUUGUAGUCCUGCAUUUGUUUCUUCGCCAUGCUGCAAGCCAGCGCCUCGGCUGGGAUCCGGCCUCUGCCUCCGAAAUGUAGUACGGUGAACACCCCCUCUAUCCCGACUGGGCUCGGGCUGUCGGCAAGUGGCCGGCACCAACAAAGUGGCCAUCUGAAGGCUGCCGUCGGUUCAGCCAUGCUGGCAGCUGGCUACGGAGUGCGCCAGAGGCGCCGGACCUCUGCCUCCGCGUCGCUGGCCAGCGCCAGCUGCCUGGUGGGCAUGCGAGAAAGUUCCACAGGUGGCAGAGCUGGGCGAGUACAACGCCGUGGGCUGCAAACGGGGAUUGUUGGCCUUCCCAACGUGGGAAAGAGCACCCUCUUCAACGCCUUGUGCGAUACCGGGGAGGCCUUGCAGUGCUGUGAUGGGACGUUUAAGGUGGAUCUGCAUGGCCUCUUGCAGAGCCGAAAGCAUGUCUGCGCCGGCAGCAAUCCGCGCACCGGGCUGGUGCGACCUUUGGGAGCUGGAGCCACAGGGAGCUUGGAGGAUCAUCCGGACCUAAAGGCGCUCAACGUUUUGAUCUCGGAUCUGCUGGAUAUUUAUGUGGCCAACGGCAACAAACAUGUUUCAUACUGGCGCUUGGAGGAAGAUCUACGAUGGGACAGUGACUCAUAUCAAUGUUUGCGAGGACACUUUACGUUGCCCAGACUCCUAGCGUGCUUCUCGCUCUUUGACCACAACUUUGCGGGCCAACAGUGCGCACUGAGCAAGCGCAACUAUGCAGUUUGGGGGGCGGAACGAGUGGUGAAGGAGAAGCUGAAGAACUGGCAGACAAGAAUUGUAUCUCCGCUGGCGGAAAUGGAGUUUGAGGAGCCUGGGGACCCACCACAAGAAGGACGUUUUCUGAGUUUCGUCGAUGUGAUGCGGCACCUGCGUUGGACCAAUGAUUUUGCUCCACAUGUGGGCGACAUGCUAGAGUGGGCCUGGCAAAUUCCGGGCUUGGAGCUUGGUCUGCGCGUGUCCAACUGCGCCUUCGCCUCUCGCGAGGUCCGCUGGGAAGACAAGGACCGUAGCGAAAAAGGUGCCUUGCGUGCUUUGGCAGAACAUUUGGAGACGCGCCCGGGUUCGUCGGAACACAUCGCAGCCUUGCGAAACAGCGUGAAUUGGCGUGACUAUGGCCUGGGUCCUUUAGAGAAGUUUGUGCGAAAAUACACCGCCUGGUUCCAGAUCACGGGCGACCGCAUCGCCCUGUGUCAUGGCAAGCCGUUUCAAGGGGAGCAGCCAAUCGACUCGGUGAAGCGUCAAGUUAAGGUCAACAAGGACCAGGAGGCCGAUAGUGAGGUGGAGGACGAAGCCUCCGAUGUUGAACGAGAAGAGUCCAAGGUCGUAUAUCGUCCACCUACUCCUCACCGGCAUGAGUUUUCCCUGCGACCAGAGCCCGAACUGUCAAGAAGUGCGUGUGGCGCAGCGUCCUCAGCCACCGCGGCCCUUCAAUGUGUUCGAAGGAAAGGCAAGCCUGCAUCAGAAACAUUUGUGCGAGUUGUGCAGCGCGUGCACGGUGUGGGCCGGGUGGCGCGGAGGGCUAGCCCCGGGGGCGUGGGAUUGGUGAGGGUCGCGCGCCUGGCAUAUCAUGAGCUCUGCCAGCGGCAAGCGCAAGCAGCUGCUGGUCCCGAGCUUGGGCUUCCCCCAGAGCUGGUGCGACCACAGCCGCCAGCACUGGGCGCUGCGCUGGAAAAGCAGCUGGGGCUUGAGAUGCAAAGCUUCCUUCAGCACUGUGGACCCCAGAGCCAGGACCUGGAAAGACGCUGCCGCAUCUGUGGGGAGAUCCAGCAGGCGUUGAGGGAGACACUGGAAAGCACGUGGCCGAACUUCAGUGUAUCUAUGUUUGGCACGUCAGCCAGCGGCCUUGCACGCAGAGAUUCAGACCUUGACUUGCUGUUGGAUUUGGAUGGCCAAGGAAAUCGCGCCGUGUCGCGGGGCGAGUUGGCGGCGCUGCUGUCAGAGUGCCUUCUUCCGGCGUUGGAGGCGGCUGGGGCACGGGAGCUGCAGAGCAUUCCGAACGCCAGGAGAUUGGGGGGAAAACUGUGUUUUUUGGCCAUGAAGAGGAUGACAAUGGUGAUUCUUACGUUGAAAAGUGGUGUUUUUAACUUUUGA
Molecule: messenger RNA, 2170 nt
Organism: Cladocopium goreaui
Lineage: Eukaryota; Dinophyceae; Suessiales; Symbiodiniaceae
Source: the annotation of a GenBank genome assembly